AUGGUUUCAGGCAGUAAUGACAAGAAUACACCGGCCGUAGUUUCCUUGGUUGCCGGGGGUAUAGCAGGAGGAAUUGAAGGCUUCUUAUCUUACCCUUUGGAAUUCGCGAAAACUCGAGUGCAACUAAGAGCUGAAAAAGGCAUACCGACACCACGAAAUCCGUUCGCCGUUGUGACUGGGGUCUACCAACAGGAAGGCGUUAGGGCUUUGUACAAAGGUUGUGGAGCGCUUGUCGUGGGCUCAAUAGCUAAAGAUGCAGUGCGCUUUCUCUUCUUCGAUCAAAUCAAGGAAAGUUUCGCGGACCCUGAGACGGGCACCCUCUCACCAUUACGAAAUCUUUUGGCAGGCAUGACUGCUGGAGUAGUAGCAUCCAUUACAGCUGUUACGCCGACAGAACGUAUCAAGACGGCACUUAUUGAUGACGCACGACACGAGAAGAGAUUUCGAUCAGGUUUACAUGCAACUGCUACUAUCUGGAAAGAGCAUGGGAUCUUGGGAUUGUACCGAGGUUUUGCAGGAACCACUCUCAAACAAGCAUCUGCCACAGCCUUUCGCAUGGGAACUUAUAAUAUCCUGAAGGACUACGAGAAGACAAAAAACAUCGAACAAAAUACUCUGGUCAAUUUUGCCAACGGUUCCGUGGCUGGUGUAGUUACGACGCUAUCCACCCAGCCCUUCGAUGUCAUCAAGACACGUAGCCAAAGCGCAAAGGGUACCACUACUCUCGAAGCUAUGAAGAGCGUUUUGCUGGACUAUGGUAUACGUGGAUUUUGGAAGGGUACAACUAUGCGGCUAGGGCGUACAGUGUUCAGUGGUGGCAUCCUUUUCACAAGCUAUGAAGCUGUUGUCAAGAUCAUCAUGCCCUUAUAUCCAGGGCUGAGUAAAUCUGCAGAUGCUGCGUCUUAA
Messenger RNA from Plenodomus lingam JN3, 906 nucleotides. RefSeq lists its product as uncharacterized. Gene Ontology annotation, molecular function: citrate secondary active transmembrane transporter activity. Gene Ontology annotation, biological process: mitochondrial citrate transmembrane transport. The record is from RefSeq and is a predicted model, not a curated record. Gene Ontology annotation, cellular component: mitochondrion. Lineage: Eukaryota; Fungi; Ascomycota; Dothideomycetes; Pleosporales; Leptosphaeriaceae.